AUGUUUUUGUCAAUAUUUCUGAUCAUCGCAGUUGUAUAUUGUAAUGAAAAUUCGAUUCUAUCAAACGAAAUCGACGAAAAAAUCAAUGAAGGAAAAAAUUCCAAUAAUUCUGCCCCGUCAUUAUUAUUAGCUCAAUUGGUAAGAUCAUUUUCCUAAUAUUCGUAACGUAAAACUACAAAAAAACUGCUUCAAUCUAGAUUUGGCGGCACGGUGAUCGUUCACCAUUUGGCACAUAUCCAACGAAUAUUCACGGAGAAGAAUUAUGGGCAAAUGGAUUCGGAGGAUUGACUGAAAUUGGAAUGUUUCAACAAUUCCAGCUAGGAAAAUUAUUAAAUUCAAUGUAUAUCAAUUCACCAACUCCACUUUUGAGCAAGAAAUACAACCCAAAGGAGAUUUACAUAACUGCCACUGAUUUCAAUAGAACAAUAUCAUCAGCAAUGUGCAACUUGGCUGGAAUGUUUGAAAAUGGAGAACCUGGAAAAGAUCACCCAAAUCAAGUUCAGUGGCCACGAGGUUGGACACCAAUCCCUGUUCAUAUAACAGGUAAAAAUGAUGUGAGUUUUCGAAUAUAUGAGUCUAAAGUUCGAUCAUUUUUUUUAUAACAAACAAACUCUUCGAAUUAUUGAUUCUAACGUUGAUUCAAUUAUCGACAAUAAUUUUUCAACCAAAAUGGUUAAACUUUUAAAUAUUCCAGACAUCUAACCCGAGCGCGUAUUGUCCGAGAUCAACAGAAAUUCUAGACGAAAUUAAAAACGGAACAGAGUUUUCGAAAUUCAUUACUGACAAUCAAGAAUUAUUCAAUUUCUUAUCUAACAAAACCGGAAUGAAAAUUGGAAUUGAUGAGGUGUAUCUUAUCAAUGAUGUACAUUUCAUUUACGUGAGUUUGAAUCUCUAAAACCACACAGAAAAACUAUUAUUUUCUAUAGGAUCUUUACAACAUGACUCAACCAGACUGGUUCACAAAAGACAUUCAGAAAAAAGUUCUUAAAGCUGCUCAAAUUGCUGAACACUUUUUGAGUGGAGUUGUUGGCGAAAAAUCGAAUGUCGAAUAUAUCAAACUUCGUGGUGGACGAGUUUUGAAAGGAAUUAUCGAUCGAAUCAACAUGAAAUUAGAUUGUUUGAAAAAAUCAAAUUCCGGAAAAGAAUGUGAUUGGAUUUCAAACCUUAAGUACCACGCAUUUUCAGCGGUAUAGAAAUUUAUUGAAACUUUUCGCAAAGAAUUUUUUCAGCACGAUUCAACAAUCAUCGCAAUAAUUUCAACAUUGGGAAGUCAGCAAAAAAUACUUGGAGGUAAAAUUCCUUCCUAUACCGCAUCAAUUGCUUUUGAACUUUGGGAUAUUCCUGGAAAAGGACCAGCAGUGAAAAUUCUCUAUCAUAAUUCGGUCAAUGAAAAAUAUACAACAAUAACUCAUUUGAUCGAAGGAUGCCCGGAAACAGAAUUCUGCGAUUUGAAAACAUUCCAAAAACGAAGCGAACAAUUUCUUCCAAAGGAUAUCGAAAAAGAAUGUCGAGCUCAAAAUUGGGUGAUUACAGAAUAA
Molecule: messenger RNA, 1538 nt
Organism: Caenorhabditis angaria
Lineage: Eukaryota; Metazoa; Nematoda; Chromadorea; Rhabditida; Rhabditidae
Source: the annotation of a GenBank genome assembly